Molecule: messenger RNA, 567 nt
Organism: Lasiodiplodia theobromae
Lineage: Eukaryota; Fungi; Ascomycota; Dothideomycetes; Botryosphaeriales; Botryosphaeriaceae
Product: Midasin
Exons: 2
Coding region: 1-567 (188 amino acids)
Source: RefSeq, a predicted model, not a curated record
AUGAAGCUUGUCGCUAUCAUCGCCACUGCGCUCUUCUGCGCCACUCCCCUGGUCGCUUUGCCUCGAGGCCAGCCAGAGGGAACUUCCCUCAACCCUGCGCAGCCAAGGGGAGUUCUCUUUGAUCCGAAGGACUCCCCCAACCCUGUUCAUCGCAGGUACGCUCCCUGUGUUUGUGAUGGCGACGACGGCGAGGACUGCUGCGACUCCAGCUCUGUUCGUCGCUCUGUUCGUAAAAGGCAAGACGAAUGCGACCCGGAUGUGGACGACGACUGCUGCGAUGACGAUGACGAGGAGUGUGACUCUGCUUCUCUUCGUCGAAGGCAAGAUGAAGAAUGCGAUCCGGAGGACGACCCCGACUGUGUUUGCGAUGACAAUGGCGAGAACUGCUGCGAUCCGACUGUGGAUGACUGCGACGAUGGCGACUCCAGCUCUGUUCGUGAAAAGCGAGGCGAUGGAUGCGAUCCUUUUGUCGAAGAGGACUGUCUUUGCGACGACAGUGGCGAGAACUGCUGCAGGCAAGACUACAACGACGACGACGACGACAACGACGAUGAUGACCGCAAGUGA